Molecule: messenger RNA, 991 nt
Organism: Pseudogymnoascus destructans
Lineage: Eukaryota; Fungi; Ascomycota; Leotiomycetes; Thelebolales; Thelebolaceae
Exons: 3
Coding region: 35-568 (177 amino acids)
Source: RefSeq, a predicted model, not a curated record
CGCACAGCUACUGGGUCCUCUUCACAACUCUACAAUGGGAAGUUCACCAUCAAAACCUGCGUCUCAGGCGCCAUCUCACGUUUGGCAAAGCGAAACUCCCGUCCGCUUCUCCCAAGAGCUCGUCGACUCUCUCCAGAGUAGCACCGAGACCGACUCCACCCGCGCCAACAUCCUCGAGCUGCACGUCCAAGCCCGCGUGGCCGAAGAGCUCAAGCGCCUCCAAGCACGCGAGUCCUCCAUCCUCGCGGCCCUUCUCGAAGCCGAGAAGAACGAUUCCGCACCCGAUGCAGCGACCUCGGCCGAAUUGAGCGCAGGUGACACCCUUCGUGGCCUAGGGCGCGAGUCGGUGACGAAGGAUGUAGCUAAGCUGCGGGAGAGGCUGGAGCAGCGCAAGAAGAUGCGUGAGGUGGGGGAGCUGGAUGAGGAGGUUGAUAGGGCGAGGGGAGAGGUGGUGAGAUGCUUGAGGGGGAAUGAUACGAGGCCUUUGGAUUGCUGGAGGGAGGUGAAGGCGUUUAGGAAGGGGGUGGCUAGGUUGGAGGGGGGGUGGGUGGAGAAGGUUGUGAGAUAGAGAGGGGUGGGGUGUAUUAUAGAGGGUGUAUGACGGGACUGACUGACAAAAUCAUGGUGGCAUGGACACGUGGGUAGGAGCUUUAAGAUAGCGAGUAUAGAAUUCAAAAGAUCAAUAUCCUCUUCUUGUGCCGGCCAGAUCUCGGCAUCUCAUGACAUCGUUUUGGCUCUCUUAUCUCGGAGCCUCUCACCUCGGGAGUCGCGUUUUGAGGUCAUAUACUUCUCUUGGUACUUGUCAGCACGGCUUGCCUUGCACCAACGCAAGGAACGAAACGAAACGCCAAGUGUUGAAACAUGCCGCGACCAUUAGGUCGCUAUGGCCGAUCGGAUACUGUUAUAAUAUAGCUGACUAUAAGAACUACAGCAGAAGUGGAUUGUGAUUGAUUCACUUUUGCUAGUUUAACACUAAACUCAUAACUGUUAA